Ziziphus jujuba (common jujube) is the source of this 813-nucleotide messenger RNA. RefSeq lists its product as uncharacterized. The coding region runs from base 211 to 585 and encodes 124 amino acids. The record is from RefSeq and is a predicted model, not a curated record. The transcript has a single exon. NCBI's taxonomy places the organism in Eukaryota, Viridiplantae, Streptophyta, Magnoliopsida, Rosales, Rhamnaceae.
CUUAUAAAUAGUAAAUCAAAAUCUCUUUAAAAUCCCCAACUCCAUCUUCUUUCUCCCACUAUUCAUAAUCUACACUUCCUCCUCUUUACCAAACCCACCAAAAUCCCAAAACAAAAACCGGAAAAACAAAGCCUGUUCAAUCUUUUCCAUUUCAUAACCUCAUUUCACAUUUUGUUUUUUGUUUUUCUUUUCUGUCCUUUUACUAACAAAAUGUCUAUAUCUAGAGGUGGACUUGUCUUGGUGUGCUUUGGCACACUUUUUGUUAGUUUGUUGUUGAUCAAAGUAGCCGAAGCCGAGCACUCAGAGUAUGUGGACCUCCACACCGUUCACCGCGAAGGCAGCGAAGGGUGCAAAGGUGGUUCUGGCGGUCCAAACAAAGGGAACCAAUGUGAGGAAGAUGAAGAUGUAAUGGAUGUGGAUGAAGACUUUGAUGACACUUACAAAGUUGUGAACAAAGUUAAGGUUUCACUAUCCGGGAUAGGGAAAAUGGCAGCCGAGGCGAGCAUGAUUGGGGAUGAUCAUGGUGAUGAUGAUGAAGAUUCUGAUCUGGAGCAUAAUGACCGUGUGAUUAUAUUGGGACACUGAUGAGAGGAGUACCUGUAGUAGAUUUUUAUAACUACGUACUACUUUUUGUGUGUGUGUGUGUGUGUGUGUUUCUGGCCAUUGAUGAUGGAGCAUCUUAGCUGCUUGAAUUGAUCAUUCAUUUUUUUAUUUUUUAUUUUUUUUUUAAUGUUUCUGUCUUUGUUAGUGUUCUUAAAUUAAGAAUUCAGUUCAUUUUGUUCUCUCAUAAAUCAAUAUCAUCAAAUUUCUUUA